Acaromyces ingoldii is the source of this 1140-nucleotide messenger RNA. RefSeq lists its product as hypothetical. The record is from RefSeq and is a predicted model, not a curated record. The transcript has a single exon. NCBI's taxonomy places the organism in Eukaryota, Fungi, Basidiomycota, Exobasidiomycetes, Exobasidiales, Cryptobasidiaceae. The coding region runs from base 489 to 995 and encodes 168 amino acids.
CGGUGCUGUUCGUUGCAGCGACGAGAGUGCAGCCCGAGAGCGCACAAGCAUCAUCUUUGAUCUGAGAGAGAAGGCGUCACCGAGGUCGGAUCGACAUCCAGGCCUUUGGCGCGCUCUCUAAAUACGACAAUGCCGUGCGCCCAGCCGAUGUGGAGAGAUCCGAUUUUGCCGCGGCCGGAAAUCGGGCUCGCCCUCAGCGUCGUCCGUCAACGCCUCGGUUUCCGGGCGCCAUUGGUGCAGGACGGCUAGCAAGAGGAAAGAGGGAGGAUGAAGCGGGCACAUCAGACAGGCUCUAGAGGCAAGGCAGAGAGGCGAGCAGGCUGGUCUUUUUGUACAGUACUUCCUCCGGGCCGUAUGCUGAGAUUAGAAGGCUUGUCCGCCCGCCCGCACGGGCCCGCGCAGGCAUGAACGCAAAUGCAAACACAGAUGAUGCAGAUGAAUCGGGGUGGUGAUGUAUUGAAGGACAGAUCAGAUCAAGGCAAACCACCAUGACGCAGACCCAGGCUCCCAUCCCUAUUGUCUAUCGCCUGUGCAUCAACACCAUCGAGCCGCUGCUGGCCUUUGGCGGCGCGGUGCAGACGCUCUUCUGGCCCGCCGACUUUCUCGCCAUCAUGGCGCACCGGCCCCAGACGGGCGACACACCAGUGUACGAUGUGCGCACCCACUUUCUCUACACCUCCCUCACCGGCGCCUGGCUCCUCUUUGCCUACCUCGAGGCCGUGGUGCUGCGCCUGUAUCCAAACGACGUGCAGCUCUGGAAGCGCCUCAUCGUGCCCAUGCUCCUCUCCGAUGUCCUUUUCUGCCACUCGACUGCCCUGGCCGUCGGUGGCUACGGGGAGCUGCUCAGCGUCGCACACUACACGUCCGCCGACUGGCUCGUCUGUGUGACCACCUGGCCCCUCGUCCUGGCCAGGGUCGCCUUUGUGCUUGGCGUCGGCCUGCCAUCCAGCACCAGCAGCCAGGGUUCGAGAAAGGCCCCUUCUCACGCCGAGUGACACACCCUCUUCGUCACACACGCACACUCUAUGUACUGUACGCUUCUGCUUCUGCUACUACCUCAUCAGUCUCAUUUGUGCAGGUGGGCGUCUGUUCCUAGCCAGUUUGAUGGAAUUUCGAUGCUUCGGUGCCUCGGUGAUGACG